AUGACUAUGAGAGCAUUGCUACAUUCUCUGUCUUCGAUUCAUGAUCUUCCCGACUUUGCGCAACGAAAUCUGAACACGAUCCGCAAGAUCUACGACUUGACAGUUUAUCCAUACAAUGCUCCAAUACAGAAUCAAGGCGGGUCGGCAGUGCCUGCUGGUCUGUUCGCUCAGAACACGAGGGGCCGAGUAUCGCCAGUGGGAGAGUUCGAGGGAUUUGAAGAUUCCAUCGAAUACUUUUUCGCACUUGCGCCUUCGCCGUUAGACCCCAACUUUAGGGGCUCUGCCAUAUGGGAAGCUCAGGUGGUGGAAUUUACGUCCGGCUGCCCAGAAAUAGCUGCGAGUCUAGUAUAUCUGAGGACUGGAAAGGUCGACGCCAAUACAUAUGAGGUGGACACGAGCCAGCCUAUGAGCACUCUAUCUCAGGUGGCCUUUUGGCAAUUCAAUGCACAGGGUCAAGUGGAACGAUACCAUGCCUGGAUACCGAACCUCCAAGCCUGGGUCUAUGCGCAGACUGGCUUCGACUUCAGCUCUUACCUCCUGGGAAAGGCUGUGCCUCUAUUCCUCUGCCCUGAGAUCCAAGAACGAUGCACUGGUGCCAACCAACAGUAUCUGGACGUCUUGACCUGUACUCUUGAGCUCGAUCUCAAGCCAUUCGGGAGCUUCGAUGAAGCAUAUGGUGAUACUGUGGCUUGUCGCAUCAUUCAUCUGCUGCUCACCAAGGUUGCUCCUGAUGUGCAUUGCCCUCACGUAGGCCCGACCGGCGGAGGGAAAUGCAGUCCGAUUUCUUAUAGCAAAGACUACUUCGACGACGGUCGAUUAUUCGGGGUCCCAACCGGCAGUGCUUUUACCUGUGAUAAUUAA
Molecule: messenger RNA, 861 nt
Organism: Pseudocercospora fijiensis CIRAD86
Lineage: Eukaryota; Fungi; Ascomycota; Dothideomycetes; Mycosphaerellales; Mycosphaerellaceae
Exons: 4
Coding region: 1-861 (286 amino acids)
Source: RefSeq, a predicted model, not a curated record